AAAACUGAAAACUCUCACAGGUGGUGCUCAGCAUGGCGGGGACUCCGGGCCUCCUCCUCCUCCUCCUCUGUGCUGUCGGGCCGGUGAGCCCCUUCAGCACCCACUGGAAACCCACCUGGCCUGCUUACCGCCUCCCUGUGGUCUUGCCCCAGUCCACCUUCAAUUUGGCCGAGCCAGAGUUUGGGGCCGAAGCCAAACUGGAAGUGUCGUCCUCGUGUGGCCCCCAGUGUCACAAGGGAGCCCCACUACCCACGUAUGAAGAGGUCAAGCAGUACCUGUCUUAUGAGACCCUCUAUGCCAACGGCAGCCGCACCGAGACGCAGGUGGGCAUCUACGUCCUCAGAAGUGGCCAGGGGGAGUCUCCGGGGAAGUCUCGGAGGAAGCGGCAGAUUUAUGGCUACGACAGCAGGUUCAGCAUUUUUGGGAAGGACUUCCUGCUCAACUACCCCUUCUCAACAUCGGUGAAGUUAUCCACAGGCUGCACCGGCACCCUGGUGGCGGAGAAGCACGUCCUCACAGCUGCCCACUGCAUACACGAUGGGAAAACCUAUGUGAAAGGAACCCAGAAACUUCGGGUGGGCUUCCUGAAGCCCAAGUUUAAAGAUGGCGGUCGAGGGGCCAACAACUCCAGCUCAGCCAUGCCCGAGAAGAUGAAAUUUCAGUGGAUCCGGGUGAAGCGCACCCACGUGCCCAAGGGUUGGAUCAAGGGCAAUGCCAAUGACAUUGGCAUGGAUUAUGACUAUGCCCUCCUGGAACUCAAGAAACCCCACAAGAGGAAGUUCAUGAAGAUUGGGGUGAGCCCUCCCGCCAAGCAGCUGCCAGGGGGCAGAAUCCACUUCUCCGGUUAUGACAAUGACCGACCGGGCAAUUUGGUGUACCGCUUCUGUGACGUCAAAGAUGAGACCUAUGACCUGCUCUACCAGCAGUGUGACGCCCAGCCCGGGGCCAGCGGGUCCGGGGUCUACGUGAGGAUGUGGAAGAGACAGCAGCAGAAGUGGGAGCGAAAAAUUAUUGGCAUCUUUUCAGGGCACCAGUGGGUAGACAUGAAUGGUUCUCCACAGGAUUUUAACGUGGCUGUUAGAAUCACCCCUCUUAAAUAUGCCCAGAUUUGCUAUUGGAUUAAAGGAAACUACCUGGAUUGUAGGGAGGGGUGACACGGGGUUCCUUCCUGGCCACACACAAUGGUUUCUCAUGUACUUACUUUAGGAGAGGCCAGAUUUUGUCACUGGGAGGGGUGUGUGUGCGUGUGUGUGUUUGUGUGAAAUGUGUUACCUUUUACCUAAUUUCUUUAAAUUGCAAGAUGACUGGCUAUAUUAUUUGAAAACUGGUUUGUGUGUCAUAUACCAUUUGAGCAGUCUGAAGGCAUACUUUUGCAUAGAAAUAAAAAAAACAUGCUGAGGUUUGGGGCAAUAGGGAAGAUUGAGUGAUUAAGUUAAUCUUUCACUUUUUGAGAACAUUGAUUUUUAUUUCAUCUGAACUUGUUUCCAAAGUUUAUGUUAAAUACAUGGCAUACAGAAGAGAUAAAUUCUUGUGUGUGUGUGUGUGUGUGUGUGUGUGUGUGUGUUUUCUCCUGAGAUUCAUCUUGUUUUGUUUUGUUUAGUGCCUAAUCAUUAGUAUUUCCAGAUGGCAAGGUUCUCCACCACAUACAACUCUUAGGAACUUUUAUAAUACUUUUUGAGAGGCAGUUAUACGAUUUUGGAUUUAGGGGCAUUUGCACAGUAGUCCUGGGUCAGUGAAAUAAUUUGUUGACUAUGUUGGUGCACAUGUUAAACUGUCUCUUACAGUAAGUCAGUAUCCCAAGUGUCUUUCAGUUUUGACAUCGUUUCUCGUCUGAAGGCACUUGCUCUACUUUUUGGGAAGAAUUUGCAUGUGGUUCAGCCAGUUCUGCAGUCAGGCCAGAGUAGGCAAGACUGCGUAUGCCAGUCCUUCCAUUUACAGGAUUUCACUCACAUUUCUUGAACUAGCUGUCCUCCAGAAGACAAUAAUCAGGGCCUAAUUAGAACAGGCUGCAUUGCUUCCCAGCUAACAGUUGUGGUCACACUAAAAACAAUCAUUGUAUUUCACCCCUGGAGUGUAGCACAUCUCAUGUUUUAUCAUUUGGAUGGAGUAAUUUAAAAUGAAUUAAAUUCCAGAGAACAAUGGAUGCAUUGCUUGGCAGAUGUCACAACAGAAUAACCACUUGUUUGGAGCCUGGCACGGGCAUACAGCCUAAUCAAAAUUAUUCUGCACAGUUUUCAGUGCGCUUUCAGGGAGCUGUGUACGGGUGCACUUUGGAAACUUUUCUCUCUUACUUUGCUUGUUCUAUAGUAAAAAUAUUUGGAAAGUACUUUAAGAAAAACCAAUAUGGCUUUUUUUCACUAGCUUCAAAAGGGCCUCUUUUACUGGGAUAUUCUAGGCUGCAGACACACAUAAUCAAGUUCAAGAGUAAAAGUGAAAAUUGGCAAAUGUAAAGCGGAUCAAAAUCACCACCUCAGUAAAUUAUGGAUGUUUUAUCAGAAUGAAAAUCACAGGAUAGAAAGAAAAGACUUUGACUUAUUUUGUGUUUUCAUUUUAUGCCUCUUGGCUUGAGCAGCUCUUUCUAAAUGUAUCAGUAGAGGAAAAAAGCAGAUGAAUUACAAAGCAGAUGUGCCACGUGCUCGCACCCCUGGCAACUCCAGCCGGCACUGUGACUGUUUGUUUAUGAGGACGUUGAAACCCAGGGCUGAUGCUUAACCCUUCUCUGGGUGAUUUUUGGCUUGUGUUCCUUGAGCUUUUCUAAAGCAUGACCCUGAUAAGGCACUCAAGAAACUACACCCAUACUGCUGUCUUCAAAUCACGUAAGAAAUUCUAUGCAUAGCAGAGCUGCGGGGCCACCAGGAAUCUCCUGAGUUCCGCCACAAUAUGGCUUGGACGCGACCAGGACUCCAGCCUGGGGAAGAAGAGAGGUCUCCUUCUCUGUGCUGGUAUUUGGGGGGUUUGUUUGUCUUUGCUUGGUGCUAAAGGAGGUUCUCUGGGCGCCUCGACCAGAUCUGGUUUUUUAAAAAACAGAUGCUCCUUUAUCAAGGCAUACUUGAUUUCUCGCAACAUUGAAACUUCCUCAGCAAGGGUCAACAGUGGCACAAAGUCAAAAUAAUACAGUAUUUAGUUCACAAGUAGAUGUAAUUUACUAAGACUAGCACCCACAGGCUAUAUCUAGCAUAACCCAUAGAAUUGUAAAGGAAGACAAUAAAAUAGUUCCAUAUGUCCACUUUUUUAGUGGUUAAAAAAAAGGAAGCAGGUAUUAAAAUAUGGAAGCUGAAAAAAAAAGAAAAGACUCUUGCAACAUGAUGAACAUAAUUAGCGCUUUACAUGUGUUAGUUACACGUUGUAAGGAUGUAUUCCUAGUAAGGCUAGAACAAUGUUGCCCAAAGUAUGUGCCUUAAACACUCGUCCCUCCAGAUUUUCUGCCAAAAAUUAAAAUGGCAUAAUCAUCAAGGAGGAAGGGGAUGCCUCACAUUCUUCCCUUUUUCACUGGGGAUUUAGUUGCCUGUUUGCACAUUAAAAGCUCUAAGAAGUCCUGUAAUAAAGAGUCAUAUUAAUGUUUUUAAAUCUGCAUUUCAAUAAACAUCUUUGAUCACAGAACCCUUGUUUUCUCAUGGGAUACUGAUGAGCAAUUUAGUGUUCCAAUCAAUACAUUUUGGAGAUUGCUAUCACUGCCUUCUGGUCAAAGUGAUGAUGCAGAAAGUCUGAGUCCCGAGUGGCGCUGGGUACUGGGGCCUUUUGGGUGAAACAGAACCCCAUAUUUGGAAAUAUUCAGAGGGUAAAACGGGAGAGAAUAAACUUGAAAAUCAUUUGUUGUCGAGAAUCAGAAGAUUGUGACAGAAUUUGGAACACAUUUUUUCAUAGACUUUAUUCAAAGUGCUGGAUUUUAUAAAGGAGCUAGUCCAAAGGCAUGGGAAAAUAGGGCUAAAAGAGGUAAAGAAAUAAAGAGGUAAAGAAGUC
This is a messenger RNA of Vicugna pacos (alpaca), 3960 nucleotides long. Lineage: Eukaryota; Metazoa; Chordata; Mammalia; Artiodactyla; Camelidae. The record is from RefSeq and is a predicted model, not a curated record.